CAGCACUGGUGGGCACAGGUGGGUGGCACUGGUGGGCACAGGUGGGUGGGCACAGGUGGGUGGCACUACUGGGCACAUGUAGGUGGCACUUCUGGGCACAGGUAUGGUGGCACUGCAGAGUGGCACAGGUGGGUGCACUGCUGGGCCCAGGUGGGUGCACUGCUGGGCCCAGGUGGGUGCACUGCUGGGAAUGGCACUGCUGGGCUGCACUGGGGGUGGGCAGGUGGUGGGUGGGGCACAGGUGGGUUUAUUUUUUUGGGCACAGGUAGGUGGCACUUCUGGGCACAGUGUAGGUGGCACUGCAGAGUGGCACAGGUGGGUGCACUGCUGGGCACAGGUGGG
Staurois parvus is the source of this 342-nucleotide messenger RNA. NCBI's taxonomy places the organism in Eukaryota, Metazoa, Chordata, Amphibia, Anura, Ranidae. The record is from the annotation of a GenBank genome assembly.